Messenger RNA from Trichoderma asperellum CBS 433.97, 960 nucleotides. RefSeq lists its product as uncharacterized. The record is from RefSeq and is a predicted model, not a curated record. NCBI's taxonomy places the organism in Eukaryota, Fungi, Ascomycota, Sordariomycetes, Hypocreales, Hypocreaceae.
AUGGCGAGCUUCGCGAGAGGCUUUCGCCUCGUCCACUGCCCAUGGGCCACCUUGACUCCACGAAAUGCUCUCCCACACGUCUCCUCCUCCGCUCAGUCCCGAUUCUUUACAACUUCGCUUCGGCUGCGAGCAUCUACAGCGCCGAAACCCCAGCCUCAGCUCCGUAGAGAUGUCACCCCGAAAUCGACAGCGAGCCAGCCGAGUUCUUCUCCACUCCCCUCAGCGUCACUGGCUCCCAGCCGAUAUGCCUUUGUCAAGAGCUUGGCUUCCAAGCCCACCCCAACUCUGCUGUACGAGGCGCCUUCACAUUUUUGGUUCUACUUUGGAUGCUGGUCGAGCGGUUUAACCAUCAUCACUUGGACGGUGCUGACGGGCCCGACUGCCGUCCAGCAGCCAGAAGGCGUCCCGGUGUGGGUUGGCUAUACUCUUGGCGCCUCAUAUGCCCUGCUUGGAGCCAUGGGCUUCUAUCUUCUUUCCAAAACUCCCAACAUUGUUAGCAGCAUCCGCGUGCUGCCACCAGUUCAAGCGGCCGGCCAAACUACUGCUCGGCCAGGCAUAGCCUCUGCUGUGCCCCAGCUGGAAGUCAAGGUCAAGCGCAUGCUUCCCAUUCUGAAGCCCAAGGUUAUCACGACACCACUUGAUAAUGUCGCGCUGAAAACUCGAUUCUCGCUUCCAAGCGAAUAUGUACCGGAGCUGAGACGAAUCGAAAAGCAGCUUGAAGAAGAGGCUCGCAAGAGAGCGCUGUGGAAGUUCGACACCGAGCAUCUCCUCACCAUGCCUUUCCGGAGGAUCGGCCGUGCGUUUAAGAAUAUGUUUAAUGGUGUUAGAGCGGCAUGGACCGAUGUGGGAUACGGCAUCAUCAAGGUGGACGGAAAGCAGUACAAGGUGGAUGUUACCAGAGGGUACGCCCACGAUGGAUUCCGAACACUGGAGCGAAUUGUAAAUGUAGGCUGGAAAUGA